Anolis sagrei ordinatus is the source of this 1739-nucleotide messenger RNA. It is a transcript of the gene CLDN23, whose product is annotated as claudin 23. The record is from RefSeq and is a predicted model, not a curated record. Gene Ontology annotation, molecular function: structural molecule activity. NCBI's taxonomy places the organism in Eukaryota, Metazoa, Chordata, Lepidosauria, Squamata, Anolidae. Gene Ontology annotation, biological process: cell adhesion; bicellular tight junction assembly. Gene Ontology annotation, cellular component: plasma membrane; bicellular tight junction.
UUCCUGAAGCCUGACUUGGCAUCACCUGUAACAGCAAACCUUCCUUGUUCCACUUCGGUUUUCAUAUCCCUCCCCUCCCUCUCUCAUAAAAUUGUACCGAGAACAAGUUUGGCAGCUGAAACAGUGGUUUAGUUUCUCUGUACACACACCGGUUUCGGUUGAAUUACCCAGCUUAUUUCAACCAGGUACUGAGAGGAGGAAAAGCAACAGACACGGCAAGUGUGUCCACAGCAGGACAGCCAAAAAACAGGGAAACAUACAGAUACAGAACAUUGGGUGUCUUCUCCAGUGGUCUUGGUUUAUGGGGCAACAGAUAAGCCUGCCUUGCACGCCAUCCUAGCAUCCAGUCACACACAAUCAAAAAUUCCCUUCAGCUUAUAGGGAAUAGUAGCUGCAUGGUAGGUUCCUGUUUUCGGUAGGAAAAUAAAGGUGGACGGGGCUUCUUGAGAGCAGCAGCAAUAUAUUUAUAGCUCAUUGUCUCCCUUGCCUGGACCCACCAGUAUGCGGACCCCAACACCCAUGAUUGUGGGCAUUGUGCUUGGCCCUUGUGGGCUUGUCCUAAACCUAACCAGCACCCUGGCUCAGACCUGGAGGACUGUCAGCCUCAUCCCUGGGGAGACACAGGAUCUGAUCCAGCACCAAGGCAUCUGGCAGUUCUGCAAUGAGUACCAGAGCAGCAACAUGAACACCUGUUAUGACAUUAAGGACACUUUGGGAUACUUCUCCCAGCUGCCUGUGCAAGUGGCCAAGGGGCUCAUGCCUGCCUCACUGGUGGUCACCGCUCUGGGUCUAGUGGUGUCCACGUUGGGAGUGCGCUGCUGGCAGCACCGACCCCAUUACUUGCUGGGUGGACUGGGUGGGCUGUUGCUCUUCAUUUCUGGACUGCUGAGCCUUAUUGCCAUCUCUUGGUACAAUCAUGAGCUCUACAAUCUGCCUUCCCCCUCAGGCAGCACACUGGCGGUGGGCUACUGCCUGGUAUUAGGGUACCUUGCUAGUUGCAUGGAAAUUAUUGGAGGCCUCUCUCUGACCGUGAGCUUUGACCAGUGCUGCAAAGAAUACAAACUGAAGAAAGCUGCUAAAGACACCAGUUACCCACCAAGCAACAAGCAGGGCCCAGGAAGUGUGGCAGCCAUUAGCUCCCCCUCCAUCAUAGAUGGCAGAAACAGGCACAUCUCAAGCUGGAAUACAACAUCUAACUACCACAGCAAUUUCCUGGAUGUACUGGAAGAUGAAGUGGGCAGUCGGAGUCAAAGCAGGCUUCCCUGUGACUCAGAUCUGUAGCCCUAAACCGGGAAAUUUCUACAAAUGGAAGGCAAGGUAUGAGCUGCCUGAACAGAACAGCAGCCGGGAAGGAUCAUCUGAAAGUAUGAUAUUCUCCUACUUCUAUAAACAAAAACAAAUACUGACUGAAAGAGUUGUUUGACAGUGAAUUGCCUGAGAAGAUAAUGGUGGAUUCUUCUUCUCUGGAAGUCUUUAAACAGAGUUUGGAUGGAUAUUUUGUGGAUAUUCAGUUGGAUAUUCCUGUAUUAGGCUGGAAGGCGUUGGUAAUUUCUUCCCUCUCCAUGUUUAUGGGAUUAUAAAAGUUGGAACAGCUGGAUCACUGAGAUUCUUGAUGUAUCUAUUUAAAGCAUUUCCCAAUCAAUAUUAUUAUGUCAUUAAGACAUUUAAACUUGCUAAAAUAAAAAUAUGAAGUGUUCUCUUUAUCAAAUGGUGGAGCUAGCAAAUUGAAAGUAGUUCAG